CAAACACUUGACGAUGAAUGAGUUAAUCGGAAUAUUUACAUCCAUUGCCCUCCUCAUAUAUGUUGCAUGUCUCUUUCACACCAAACGACGUCGUGUGAACCUGCCUCCGGGACCAACUCCAUGGCCAGUGAUAGGCAACAUGUUCCAGCUAGCCGGUUCACCACCACAUCACUCAUUGACUAAUCUUUCAAGGCGUCACGGACCAAUCAUGACUUUGCGUCUUGGUUCGAUGCUGACGGUUGUAAUCUCUUCGAGCGAAGUGGCUAGGGAGAUUUUCAAGAAGCAUGACGCGGCUUUGGCUGGUCGGAAGAUUUAUGAGGCGAUGAAAGGAGGGAAGAGUAGUGAUGGCUCGUUGAUCACGGCUCAGUACGGUCCGUAUUGGCGGAUGCUACGGCGGUUAUGCACCACUCAGUUCUUUGUCACGCGACGUCUUGAUGCUAUGAGUGACGUACGUUCUAGGUGCGUUGAUCAGAUGCUAAGAUUUGUUGAGGAAGGCAGCCAAAACGGUACAAAAACUAUCGACGUGGGGAGAUAUUUCUUCUUGAUGGCAUUUAACCUCAUAGGAAACCUUAUGUUCUCAAGAGACUUGCUUGACCCCGAUUCAAAAAGAGGCUCCGAGUUUUUCUACCACACCGGAAAAGUAAUGGAAUUCGCAGGAAAACCCAACAUUGCUGAUUUCUUUCCUCUCCUGAGGUUUCUUGACCCACAAGGCAUCAGAAGAAAAACGCAAUUCCACGUUGAACGUGCAUUUGAGAUAGCUGGAGAGUUUAUCAAAGAAAGAACUGAGGUUAGGGAGAGAGAAAGGAGCGACGAGAAGACUAAAGAUUACUUAGAUGUUCUUUUGGAGUUUCGCGGUGGCGAUGGAGUUGACGAAGAGCCUUCUAGAUUCUCUGCAAGAGAUAUCAACGUUACUGUUUUUGAAAUGUUUACGGCGGGGACGGACACAACAACGAGCACGUUGGAGUGGGCAUUAGCUGAGCUACUACACAACCCAAGAACCCUAACCAAACUCCAAAACGAACUCCGAACCUACUUAAAAUCUCCGAACGAAAAGCUCCAAGAAGAAGACCUCACGAACCUUCCGUAUCUCUCGGCGGUCAUCAUGGAAACCCUAAGGCUUCAUCCACCACUUCCAUUCCUGGUCCCACACAAGGCCAUGUCCACUUGUCACGUCUUCGACAAAUACACUAUCCCUAAAGAAACACAAGUCUUGGUCAACGUUUGGGCCAUUGGUCGUGACCCUUCAACAUGGGUCGACCCGAAUAUGUUCAAACCCGAGAGAUUUAUAAACGACCCGAAUCCAAGAGACUUCAAAGGACAAGAUUACGAGUUUUUACCGUUCGGGUCGGGACGAAGGAUGUGUCCGGCUUUGCCUUUGGCGUCACGGGUGUUGCCGUUGGCGAUUGGGUCGAUGGUGAGAUCGUUUGAUUGGGCCUUGGCUGAUGGGCUGAGUGGAGAAGAAAUGGAUAUGGGAGAAAGGAUUGGUAUUACAUUGAAGAAAGCUGUUCCUUUGGAAGCGAUUCCCAUUCCUUAUCGAGGGGAUUAGAUUUGGGCAUGCUUCUAGCGAUGUAUAGCUAAGACCGGAUCCAAUAUGAGUAUAUAUACUCCCAAUAAAAAGGAUCUGUAGUGUGAGUAAGUAACGUUGUUUCCGAGAAUUUGGCUGACGGUGUCGGUUACGAGCUAGUGGUUAAAGUUGAGCACAUUUGGCGUUGUUUUGUUUGUUGGAAAUAAACACUACUAGAUAGUUUUUCUUUUUAUAUUUGUGCUUCGAUGCAUACGUAGCAAGCAAUAGUGUCUGUAUGCAAACGUGACAUGUAAUUAGCUAUCAACCCAUCGUCCCUUCCAAAAGUCAGAACCUUUU
Molecule: messenger RNA, 1861 nt
Organism: Eruca vesicaria subsp. sativa (arugula)
Lineage: Eukaryota; Viridiplantae; Streptophyta; Magnoliopsida; Brassicales; Brassicaceae
Source: the annotation of a GenBank genome assembly